Onychomys torridus (southern grasshopper mouse) is the source of this 964-nucleotide messenger RNA. It is a transcript of the gene Igsf6, whose product is annotated as immunoglobulin superfamily member 6. NCBI's taxonomy places the organism in Eukaryota, Metazoa, Chordata, Mammalia, Rodentia, Cricetidae. The transcript has 6 exons. Bases 6 to 722 code for a protein of 238 amino acids. The record is from RefSeq and is a predicted model, not a curated record.
GAGUGAUGGGCCCUGUGAGCACAAGCAAGAUCGGCCUCUGGCUGGAAAUCAGCCUGAUCCUAUUUCAUGUCGGUGUGCUGGGUGCCUGUACUGUCUCCGUGGUGCAGCCAGGUUACCUAGAGGUGGACGACACUUCUGAGACUGUCACCAUGGAGUGUACCUUUUCCACAACUGGAUGCUCUUCAAAGCAACCAAGAAGUCUGUGGUUUCGCUGUGGCACUCAUCAGCCUGAGGCUCUGUGCUUGGAUGGAUGCAGAAAUAAGGCAGACAAGUUCACAGUGAAAGAAACCCUGGACCAGAACCAAGUCUCCCUCACUGUCAACAGGGUGUCUCCAAAUGACAGUGCAAUUUACAUCUGUGGAAUAGCAUUUCCCCAUGAGCCAGCACCGAGAGCUAAGCAGACUGGAAACGGGACUACACUGGUGGUGAGAGAAAGACUUCUCGGCAGGGAGGUGCACAGUCUCCUAAUAGUGCUCUUAGCACUGUUCUCUGUCUACAUCACCGGCGUGUGUGUGAUCUUCCUAGUCCUCUUCAAAUCCAAAUCUAAGAGUCCAAGAAGUAGAGAAACCAAAGAAGACUCACAAAAGAAGAGUGCUCGGCGAAUCUUUCAGGAAAUCGCUCAAGAAUUAUACCAUAAGAGAUAUGUGGAAACAAGCCAACAGCCUGAGAGAGACUGCACUUAUGAAAACAGAGGAGCACUUCCCAACUCUGGAAGACCAUAGACGUCCUUCACUCUUUCAUUAAAUCACUGCAACUGAAACUCCAGCAUCUACUGCAGUGUGGAUGGACACAAACCAAUCAAGAACACCAAAGAGCGCUGGGGAUGUAGCUCAGUCGGCAGAGUGCUUGCCUAGCAGGCACAAAGCCCUGGGUUUGAUCUUCAUCACCCCAAAAACUCAGCAACGUGACAGGAGGCUGUAAUCCCAACAUUUUGAAGGUGGAAUAAAGAGGUCAGAGGUUCAAG